This is a messenger RNA of Drosophila eugracilis, 1761 nucleotides long. RefSeq lists its product as uncharacterized. The transcript has a single exon. NCBI's taxonomy places the organism in Eukaryota, Metazoa, Arthropoda, Insecta, Diptera, Drosophilidae. The record is from RefSeq and is a predicted model, not a curated record. The coding region runs from base 1 to 1761 and encodes 586 amino acids.
AUGGCAUGGUUGAUUAUCCUUCUUCUCUGCUUUGGGAAUUCAAGUGCCCGAUUUUUGGAUGUCACCAAUAAAAGUAACUUUGAGCUUGAGGAAGGAGUAUUAAGUCUCCUCCAAAGAGUGCAAUUAGAAGAAUUCUACGACACCGUUUUGAUCUAUGGAAAUGAUUGUGUUUUCCAUACUGUGUCCAGACGUUUGAAUGUAUCCACCGUGCUGGUGUCUUCGGGUAGCACAAAAUUCGAUUGGGACUUUGGCAGUCUUACUCUGAUUCUAAGCUGCAGCCCUGAAGAAGAAAAAGAGGCAACUUUACGAACUCUUGUUAAAUUACAAAGAAACAGACGUUUGAUUUAUCAACAAAGGAAUAUUCAACCAGAUUCCAUAUGCAAAAGCUAUGCUGAGAAGGAACAAUUUAAUAUAGCCAUGGUGAAAGAUGACUUCGUUACGUCAAAAGUAGUCCACGCUUGUCGCUACUUUCAGGAACCAAACUAUGCAAUACUAAGUUUAAUGGAAAAUAAACCAAUCUACAUAGAACAAUUUCUAAAUAUGCAAGGAAAGCUUAUAAGAACAGCAGCUGAUUUCUUAGCACCCCGUUCUAUGCUGUAUAAGGAUGCUAAGAGCAAAGAAAUGAAGAUGAUGGGCUAUGUUGCCAAUUUGAUAGACACUUUCGCUCAGAAAGUCAAUGCAACUUUGCAAUUGGAGAUAUUGAGCAAUAAAUUCAUUGUAAGGGAAAUCUUCAAAAUGGUGGAAAGAAAAGAGCUUGACAUUGGCACGACCUUGGAUAGUUCUUUACGUACAAAGCCGUUAGAUACCUCCAGUUAUCCUUACAUACUAACAUCCUACUGUCUAAUGCUUCAAGUUCCAGCUAAGGUGCCAUAUAACGCGGUCUAUGCUGUGAUUAUGGAUCGUCUUAUUGUAGGAAUAACGUUCAUAGUGUUCUGCAUACUUUCUACAUUGCUUAUAUAUACUUGGAAAAUGUCCUGGCAGGACCUGAGCGUUACUAACAUCCUGCUAAACGAUAAGAGUAUACGCGGCAUGUUGGGUCAAUCUUUUCCCUUCCCCAACAAUGCCAACAAUCAUUUGCGGCUAACAGUUAGUAUAAUUUUCUUUGCCAGCAUCAUGAUUACCACCAUGUACGAGGCCUAUCUGCAAUCUUAUUUCACGAAUCCUCCAUCCGAGCCAGGAAUCGAAUCCUUCGAGGAUAUUGGUAGAAAUCAUCGAAAAAUUGCAAUGCCUGAAAUGGAGACUAAGAGCUUGAUCAAGACCAAUAAUUCAUAUUUCCAAGAAAUUCACCAAGGUGAUCUAGUAAUCUUCGAAAGUUUACCAGAAUGCUUCAAACUACGCGAUAACUUCAAUCUCAGCUAUAACUUUGCCGUAACAGGAGAUCGUUGGAGUUCCUAUGCAGAACAGCAAGCUCUGUUCAAAGAGCCAGUCUUUUACUUCGCAAGGAACUUAUGUUUUUCCCGAAUGAUCUUUCUGUCUGUUCCACUGCGUCCAAGCUUGCCAUAUCGCCAUCUGUUCGAGGAACAUAUUAUGAGGCAAUAUGAGUUCGGACUGGUGAGUCAUUGGAGGAGUCAUAGCUUCUUCGAUAUGGUGAGACUUGGCCUAGCGCCUCUCAAGGACCUCAGCCAGCCGAAAGUCUACAGUCCAAGCUUGCUGGUAGACGAUGUCUCAUGGGUAAUGAAAGUCUAUUUGGCUGCUCUUAUGUUCAGCGUUUUAUGUUUCUUAUUGGAAAUUGGAGUGAAUAAGUGGAAAUUUCGGAAUUAA